This is a messenger RNA of Adineta steineri, 867 nucleotides long. The record is from the annotation of a GenBank genome assembly. Lineage: Eukaryota; Metazoa; Rotifera; Eurotatoria; Adinetida; Adinetidae.
AUGACAAUCACCGGCAACAUGAGUAUCGAACGAUACGUUCACACAGCAUCCACAUUAGCAAAUGGACUAGUAUUAGUUAGUGGCGGAAGCAUCGGUGGUAUGUCUUUCAAUAGUGCUGAAUUGUACAAUCCAUCAACCGGCACUUGGACAGCUACAGGAAGCAUGAAUGUCGGACGACAAUUUCAUGCAGCAUCCACAUUAGCAAAUGGAUUAAUAUUGGUUGUUGGUGGAAUGAGUAGUAGUACUGUCAAUAGUGCUGAACUGUACAAUCCAUCAACCGGCACUUGGACAACUACAGGAAGCAUGAAUGCCGCACGAAUACGGCACACAACAUCCACAUUAGCAAAUGGGUUAGUAUUAGUUACUGGUGGAUCCAACUUUGAUUGUCUCAAUAGCGCUGAACUGUAUAAUCCAUCAACAGGCACUUGGACAACUACAGGAAACAUGAAUGCCGCACGAUACUAUCACACAGCAUCCAUAUUAGCAAAUGGAUUAGUAUUAGUUGCUGGCGGACUGGGCAGCAAUUAUAUUGAUAUCAAUAGUGCUGAAUUGUACAACCCAUCAACAGGCACUUGGACAAUCACAGGAAACAUGAAUGCCGCACGAUACUAUCACACAGCAUCCACAUUAGCAAAUGGAUUAGUAUUAGUUGCUGGCGGGCAGGGCAACAAUUAUACUGAUAUCAAUAGUGCUGAAUUGUACAAUUCAUCUACAGGCACUUGGACAACUACACGAAGCAUGAAUGCUGCUCGACAGUUGCAUACAGCAUCCACAUUAGCAAAUGGAUCAGUAUUAGUUGCUGGACGAGUGUUCAAGGGUGAUUAUCUCAAUAGUGCUGAGCUUUAUCAAUCGAUAUUCACAGAAUGA